Messenger RNA from Dromiciops gliroides (monito del monte), 1071 nucleotides. RefSeq names its product V-set and immunoglobulin domain containing 1 (gene VSIG1). The transcript is spliced from 8 exons. Bases 1 to 1071 code for a protein of 356 amino acids. NCBI's taxonomy places the organism in Eukaryota, Metazoa, Chordata, Mammalia, Microbiotheria, Microbiotheriidae. Gene Ontology annotation, biological process: epithelial cell morphogenesis; maintenance of gastrointestinal epithelium. The record is from RefSeq and is a predicted model, not a curated record. Gene Ontology annotation, cellular component: plasma membrane.
AUGUUUACCAUGGUUCUGAGGAUGCUUCUCUUCAUGAUGGGACUUCUAGGCUCUGUCACCUCAGUGGAGGUGACCAUCCCAAUGAAGGUGGUGAAUGUGACGGCUGGGAUGGAUGCCACUCUGCUCUGCACAUAUACCACGACUGCCCCCACCACAGACCAGCUUACCAUUCAGUGGUCCUUCUACCACAUCAAGAAAUUCCAAAUAAUCACUCACUACCCAUGCCUCAAUAUUCAGAGUAUGGAGGAAGAGGCAUUCAGUCAGUGUCUAAAAGUGGUGCAUACAAGAGAUGCUCGGGGAAGAUGUAGCUGGACUUCUCAGAUUUAUUAUUCUGCUGGUGGACAACCAUCUGACAUUGGAAAGUAUAAGGACCGGAUUACAGGGGCCUCCACCGCAGGAAAUGCCUCCAUCACUAUCUCCAACAUGCAACCUUCAGACAGUGGAGUUUAUAUCUGUGAUGUCAACAACCCACCUGACUUUCGUGGAAAUAACCAGGGAUUUGUAGUGACCAACGUGUUAGUCAAACCUUCAAAGCCUUUUUGUACCAUCAGAGGGACCCCGGAAGCUGAGCAUGCCAUCUCACUUUCCUGCUAUUCUGCUGAAGGGAUGCCAUACCCUGUGUACCAGUGGUUUAAAGUGGAGGAAGACACCGUCAAACCUGUGAAAGAACAAUACAAUCCAACGACUGGACUUUUGGUUAUCAGCAAUCUGACCACCUUUGAGAAAGGCCACUACCGCUGCAUUGCCAGCAACAAUCUUGGGAACAGCUCCUGCGAGAUCGAUCUCACCAUAGGACAUUCAGAAGCAGGCAUCAUUGCUGGGGCACUGAUCGGAGCCCUUCUGACAGCCAUCAUCAUCUGCUUGAUUGUUUGGUUUUUCAUGACAAAGUUCAAGUCCAAGAAAAGAAAAGGGAUCACAAAGGAGAUGCAGCCCAUGACAAAGACACUCCAAAGUUCUGAGUACGAGACAGUGCCAGCCCAGGAAACUGCCCCCCGAGAAGUGCCUCCAUCAUCCACAGAGCCUGAAUUAUUGGCCCCCAACCAUGAGGAGGCUGAAGGAGGGGGAAAAUAG